CGCGGAGGCGGCAGGGCAGCCGGGCUGAUGCGCGGGCAGAACGGCGGGGAGACAACAGGGGACUAGCGAGCUUUCCAGUACAGGCGACAAAUCUUCAACGACUUCACUUAAGUCAGCAGCGCAGGGCCAACAACGUGGGACACUGCCGGUCAGUGACAGCAACCAGCGGGAAGUCCAGCAGAAAGAAGUUAAGUAUUGUCCAACAUUGUUCAAAUGUAUGUUUAACGUCCGGUUAGGUUCUUCGCUCCAUCGAUUUAGAUGGGCGGUAAACGGACAAAAAAGGGGACUACAAGGAAAAGUCCCAUCUAAGGAUAUAUAAUAUUUACACAGGUUUGCUCAUACGGUGAGUCUUUGAACAGCAUCAUUACUCGAAAGAUAUUUAAUUCCCCUUGCUGGUCGAGAAUUGCCAGUGCUGAGGCAAUACUUGUAAUUCUAGAGAAACUUUCUUAAAGCCACAGAGACGUUGGCUUCAAUAAUAUUUGGCCGCGCGACCAAAACUGGCAUUAACUACUUUGGUUGCUAUGAGGCCCGGCUGGGAAUCGAAGAACUAAGCACCUGCAAGGAGGGGGUCCGUAAGCGGAAAUAUUAACAUUUGUAUGUGAAUUGUUUGUUCUAUUUAAGAAAAACAGCGUGACUGUUCUGAAACAUUUUCAACAGCGAAACUUUCCUGCGGAUGAUGGUGAAAAUCAGAUGCAGUUAUCAUCGUUUCCCUGUGCAGUGGAAUCAUCUGGUCCAAGCUAAAAGAACGAUAAAGCUAGCCGACAUUAUCCCUCUGUCACUGUUGAUUCCCCAGGAUCAUUGAUUCUGCCCUACCUCUGCCCCCCCCCCCACUAUCCUUGAGCUCUUCUGCGCAUGCCUCAGGCUGGACAGCUCCAGAGAGGGAAAUUUAAAAACGGUUUGGAGAUUGACGUUCAGCCAAAUUACAAAGAGACCUCCACUCUACCAGAGAUUAGAAGAAUCAUCUCAGGAGAUGAUAGAGAGUGAUAUUAUAUCCAGAAUGUCAGAAAUUUUAGGAACAUCGGGUCAAAAUCAUCUCCCUUCAUCUCAGGAAUACAGACUCAUGACCUCUGACCAGUCUCAGCUGACUGAUGACGACCUUCCCAGUGACCUGCAGUCCUUGUCAUGGCUGACAUCUGUUGAUGUUCCACGGUUACAGCAGAUGGUUACUGGAAGAAUGGACUUUAGCAUAAAUGCUCAGAAUUCUGUUCUUAACCAACAGACAGGCCACAUGCACUCAGCAGGAUCCCAAGGAGCAGUUAUCCAUGUUGAAAACAGCAUGCAGCAUGAAAUGAUGGGAAUGAAUACUGUGGCUGGAAAUAUGAAUCACUUCAGUGCAGCUGGGCAGCCAUCACCAAGUUACCAGUCCUCUCAGCCGUUGUACCAUUCUCAUUCUCAACAAGUGUACACUUUGUCUCAGAGUGGACAACAGUGCUCUCCAGCUGGUCUGUACAAUGUGUCUUACAGCACACAGCCUCAGUACUCACAGCCACACCUAGCUCCUCACAAUGCACAGGACCUUCAUUCGAAAACGUUUCCCAAACCUAUCUACUCAUACAGCUGUCUAAUUGCUAUGGCACUGAAGAACAGUAAAACUGGAAGCCUCCCAGUGAGUGAAAUCUACAGCUUCAUGAAGGAUCACUUCCCAUAUUUUAAAACAGCUCCUGAUGGUUGGAAGAAUUCUGUCAGACACAAUCUGUCACUGAAUAAAUGUUUUGAGAAGGUAGAAAAUAAAAUGAGUGGCUCCUCAAGGAAAGGCUGUCUAUGGGCCCUAAACCCUGCUAAGAUAGAAAAGAUGGAGGAAGAGAUGCAGAAAUGGAAACGUAAGGACUUGGCAGCAAUUAGAAGAAGUAUGGCUAAUCCAGAUGAACUAGACAAACUAAUAACAGACCGGCCUGAAAACUGCCAAAACCAAAGCAAACUUGUGGACUCUUCUGUAACGCACAUAACAACAACCCAAGGAGGCAUCACUAUUUCCCAGUUACAGUCGCAGCCUGUUAUGACAUUAUCACUGCAGUCAGUACCACUCCAUCAUCACCAGCUUCAGGCUCAGUCACGUAUUGCCCCAGACUCACCAGUUCCAGCUCAGACUCCACCACUGCAUGCACUUUCUGAUAUGAGUCACAGUCCUCAGGCUCAGCAAAUACUGAAUAAAGCUGCCACAGACUUUCUCAGCAUGGCAGCAGAUCUGAGCACAGAAGUGGAUGCACUGGACCCAAGUAUUGUUGACUUCGCACUACAUGGGAAUCUGUGGGAUGAAAUGAAAGAUGAGAGUUUCAGCCUAGAUGCUUUAGGUGCUUUUAGUAACUCCCCACUCGGACUUUCAGACUGUGACCUUGGCACUGCUGGUCUUACUCCUGUCUCCAGUGCUAGUGGUCAGUCUUUCUCAGACUUCCAGGUCACAGGCCUGUAUACUACUUAUGCUCCAUUGGACAAUGUUGCUUCACAGUACAUAAACUCACAGGGUAACAAACCCAUAGCUCUACUUUAACAUGACGCAGCCAUUCAGGAAUCUCGUUGGCACUAAUUAACUGCUGGCAGCUGAGCCCGAAGAAGUAAAUGAAACAAUUACUUGAAAACUUUCUUGCAUAGAACAAACAUAUAUACAUUUCAAAACAGGAUCAAGAAGAUUCAACAUCAAAAUAAAUUUUUUAAAAAGC
Protopterus annectens (West African lungfish) is the source of this 2657-nucleotide messenger RNA. It is a transcript of the gene FOXN4, whose product is annotated as forkhead box N4. Gene Ontology annotation, molecular function: transcription cis-regulatory region binding; DNA-binding transcription factor activity, RNA polymerase II-specific. Gene Ontology annotation, biological process: regulation of transcription by RNA polymerase II. The record is from RefSeq and is a predicted model, not a curated record. Bases 971 to 2488 code for a protein of 505 amino acids. Lineage: Eukaryota; Metazoa; Chordata; Ceratodontiformes; Protopteridae. The transcript is spliced from 10 exons.